AUGACUGAUGUGAAACGUACCCCGCGCUUGAACGAAAGGAUCCUAUCAUCCUUAUCCAAGCGAUCCGUUGCAGCUCACCCUUGGCAUGAUCUCGACAUCGGACCCGAAGCUCCUCAGACUGUAAAUGUGGUUAUUGAGAUCCCAAAGGGAAGCAAAGUGAAAUAUGAACUUGAUAAGAAAACUGGUCUCAUCAAGGUUGAUCGCAUCUUAUAUUCAUCGGUGGUCUACCCUCACAACUAUGGCUUCAUCCCACGAACGCUAUGCGAAGAUAAUGAUCCAAUGGACGUGCUUGUCAUCAUGCAGGAACAAGUGGUGCCGGGAUGUUUUCUUCGAGCCAGAGCCAUUGGACUGAUGCCCAUGAUUGAUCAAGGAGAGAAAGAUGACAAAAUCAUUGCAGUUUGUGCGGACGAUCCAGAAUAUCGCCAUUACAACGAUAUAAGCCAGCUACCCCCUCAUCGUUUGUCUGAAAUCCGUCGCUUCUUUGAGGACUACAAGAAGAACGAGAACAAAGAGGUUGCAGUCGAUGAGUUUCUCCCGUCAAAAACCGCUUACGACGCCAUUCAGCACUCCAUGGACCUCUAUGGUGAGUACAUCAUGCAAACCUUGAAGAAGUAG
Messenger RNA from Cynara cardunculus var. scolymus (artichoke), 615 nucleotides. Its product is annotated as soluble inorganic pyrophosphatase PPA1-like. Bases 1 to 615 code for a protein of 204 amino acids. The record is from RefSeq and is a predicted model, not a curated record. Gene Ontology annotation, molecular function: magnesium ion binding; inorganic diphosphate phosphatase activity. Gene Ontology annotation, biological process: phosphate-containing compound metabolic process. Lineage: Eukaryota; Viridiplantae; Streptophyta; Magnoliopsida; Asterales; Asteraceae. The transcript has 8 exons. Gene Ontology annotation, cellular component: cytoplasm.